Saccostrea cuccullata (small rock oyster) is the source of this 3042-nucleotide messenger RNA. Its product is annotated as nitric oxide-associated protein 1-like. The coding region runs from base 93 to 2111 and encodes 672 amino acids. The transcript is spliced from 8 exons. The record is from RefSeq and is a predicted model, not a curated record. Lineage: Eukaryota; Metazoa; Mollusca; Bivalvia; Ostreida; Ostreidae. Gene Ontology annotation, molecular function: GTP binding.
UUUGAAUUUACGCUGAGAACUCUCAGGCAAGCAUGUUUUGUUUUGACUUUUGCAGAAGAAAGUAUUGAUUUAUUUUCAUUUUUGUAUCAAACAUGUUUUGCAGGAAGCUAUUAGCUGCAAAAUCUUUGUCAUUGCAAUAUGUUUCAAACAUGGAAAGACUAUUCCCUUUGACAUACUCUAAGAGAUUUUCUAAUGCGAAAUAUAGAAAAAGGAAAAAUUAUGCUGUAAACCACAUUAAAAACGAAUUAACUGUUAAACCAGCUUUUGUUGAUUUGAGUUUAAACUCUCCUGUCUCGAAUGAAACAGAAAGCGAACAAGCUUCACAUUUUGAGACUAUUUCAGAGCUUAACAAGAAAAUAUCUGAAUUAACAAAGGAUCUGAAUGUGAUAAGACAAGAGACAGAUGCUGAUAAAAUUGGAAGUGAAGAAAUCGCAAAAGGAUUGUCCAAGAAAAAGUCCUUGUCGGGAACACCAGAUAAGUCCAUAGAAAUGAGUAGUGUUCAAUGUGGGGGGUGUGGUGCCUUGCUCCACUGUCAGGAUGUGACGAUACCAGGAUAUUUGCCGAGCGAGGUGUUCAAAAAUUUAACAAUGGAAGAAUUGAAAGAAUCCAAAUGUCAGAAAUGUCACAAAAUGCAACAUCAAGGUAUGGUGUUUGACAUUAGAGCAAGUGAUGAGAAGGUUUAUGAAAUAAUGAGAAAGAUCAGUUCUGAAAGGUGUUUGGUAUUGUUAGUGAUUGAUUUGUUCGAUAUUGAAAACAGCAUUCCAGACAUUUUCUCACAGAUGUUAACCGAAAGGACAACCAUUCAUGUGAUAGGAAACAAAGUUGAUAUAAUUCCUCAGGAUCAGCCUAAUUAUUUAGAAGCUGUAGAGGAGACGCUCAUAACUGCCUGCAAGAAACGAGGUCUCAAUAGACAUAAUGUGAAAGAGGUUUCUUUGAUCAGUGCUAAGACUGGAUAUGGAGUAGAAAAAUUAAUAUCAUCACUUCUUGCGAAUUGGGGUAUGAGAGGCAAUGUGUACAUGAUUGGCACUGCCAACAGUGGGAAGUCGACUCUGUACAACAGUUUGCUUCAUUCCGACUACUGUUACUAUAAAGUCCGAGACGUCAUCCCCAAAGCCUCUGUAUCUGUCUGGCCAGGAACAACCAUCAACAUUCUGAAGUUUCCCAUCAUGAAUUCUAAAACAAACUGGUUGAUGAAAAUGAGACAAAAAAGACUCAUGGAAACUCAGGCAAAAGAGAUUUUACGACACAAGAAGAUGAAAGAGGAAAUCAAGAAACAAAAGAAAUUAGUUGCAUCCUCAGUUAUAACCACUUUACAUGGAAAAGUAGAGAAAACAGAUUUUACAAAUGAUGCAGAGAAAAGGGCUCUGUAUUCGGGAUUUGACCUUGUGGCGUAUGAAUACAAAGGGGACCAAGUACGAAGCAAUGAUGGGAAAGAGUUCAUCAUGGAAACUCCGGAGAAGUAUGACGAGACAGAUUUUACAGAUUCCAGAUUCCUGUGUGAUACACCUGGUCUUUUGUGUGACAAUCAGGUCCACACAGAGCUGACACCUGAGGAACUGAAGCUCAUCAUCCCUACGCGUAAGAUUGUCCCCCAUUGUUACUUACUAAAACCUGACCAUACAGUGUUCAUCACCGGACUAGGGAGGAUUGACUUUGUAGAGGGAAACCAGGAUGUCAUGUUGGUGAUUUUCAUCAGUUCUAAGCUUCCUGUGUUUGUGCUGCCUAGUCAUGAAGCAGAAGAGUUCUACCACAACAACAUUGGGACAAAUAUACUGGGGGUUCCUCUUGGUGAUGAAUCAAGGCUAACAAAGCUUCCACCACUGAAGAGUGAAGAUAUUCGGAUCCACCUCCAGGACCACCCUCAGAAAUUGGCUGCCCUUGACCUACAGCUCUCCUCUUUAGGCUGGGUGUCAGUGAUUGGAAUGGCUCGGGGAUUUGAGAUAGACAUAGACGUGACACUGAGAGUUUACACCUCAGGGGCUCUUGGGACUUAUCAGAGACCCCCGACGUUGAGGGAGGCUCAAGCUUUCCAUAGAAAAAGGAUGGGGAAUUCAUUCAAAUACAGAAGGAACAAAUCUAAACUGCUGCUUUCAAAGGGAGAACGAUUAUGAUGUGAUGUGUGUUACUAAAUAUGAAUAUGAUAGAUGGAGCAUAUUUCAUAUAAAUGAAAUUUGUUUUUUAGCUCUACAGGUCAGAACCAAAAGAACUAAUGGGAUAGUAAGAUAUCCGUUGUCCGUUCAUCCGUCUAGCUAUCUGUCUUCUUUUAAUCUGUUUGUCUGCAAACAAUUUUUGAAAAUGCUGCUCCUGCUACAGUUUUUGUAUGAUUUGAAUAAAAUGUUACACACAAAUAGAUACACGAUUAAAGGAACAUGCAUGUAAUUCUGUGUAUCGAUUUUUGAUUUCAAUGGAUGGUGCUGUCGUGGUUACUAAAAAUUCAAAUUUCGAUGAAAUACUUUGAAAAUGCUACACCUCUUUCAGUUUUGGUCUGAUUUUAAUAUAAUGCUACAUGCAAGUAGAGAGCAGGAAAGCUGAAACUUAGGUGAAAGAAUCAGCGGGUUGUGUAGAUUCUAAAUCGUUCAAUCAUGACCCCAGGAGUUAGGGCAGGGCCACAAUAAGGAGUCCGAUUUUACAUGGAAACAUGUAGGAAAAAAGAAUCCCGAGGUUGUGUAGAUGAUAAAUUGUUCAAUCGAUAAAUCGUGACCCCUGGGGUAAGGCGAGGCCACAAUAGGGAAUCAAAGUUUUAUAUUGAAUUAUAUAUGAAAAAAUUCAAAUUCUUUUCAAGAACCACCGGGAAAGAAAAGCUGAAACUUAUGUGGAAGCAUCCUGAGAUAGUGUGUAUUCUACAUUUUCCACAUUAUGACCCCAGGGGAAGGGUGGGAUCACAAUAGGUAUUACAAGGCGGAAACCUGGUAAAUAACAGCAUGCUCAGUUUUACUCAGGUGAGAGAUGUGGCCCAUGUUUCUCUUGUUUCUUCCUUUGUUAUAAGUACAAACCAGUAGAGCUACAGCGUCGACAAAGAUUUCUACUACUGAUUUAAAUGAU